Messenger RNA from Ruditapes philippinarum (Manila clam), 2276 nucleotides. RefSeq names its product transmembrane protein 180-like. The coding region runs from base 383 to 1813 and encodes 476 amino acids. The transcript has 5 exons. The record is from RefSeq and is a predicted model, not a curated record. NCBI's taxonomy places the organism in Eukaryota, Metazoa, Mollusca, Bivalvia, Venerida, Veneridae.
ACAUUACAUUAAAUCAAAGCAAAUAAAAUAUACACAUUUGAUCAGGUAGCACACCACGAGUGCACUGACUGGAUCAAUGACCACUAAAACGUCUAGAUAAUACAAGUGUGUAUAUAACAAGUGUGUGUUUUGUAUUAAAGCUAUCAAGGUCAAGGUCUAAACUUUUCAUAUUAUAUUUGACACACUUAAACUGUCAAAGUUGAAUGUCAGACUUACGCGUUUAUCACAUUUUCUGGGAUCUAAAUUGUUUAAAGGUGAAGUAAUGGUAUGACAGCUGUCGUAUGUAGCUCAUGUUUUAAGAUAGCAGUAUCGUGUUGUACGUGUCACACUUGUACAACUACAACAAUUUCUGUGCAGAAACGGAAUAUUUAUAUACAUCAAGAUGACGUCACGAGUUUCCUUACAUACUAGGAUAGUGGCACUUGCAGCCUCAUCAUUUGGUUUCAGUCUGGUGAGCUCGGCAUUCAGCUUUUAUUAUGUGAAAGUAUUUCUAAACCACUAUCACAUAGAAGAAAGCUGGUUUCAACUGUCCCAGACACUCUUCAUGAUUUGGAAUGCCAUUAACGACCCUCUGUUUGCAUAUUUUCAAGACAGUACAAACUUCAGAUGCUCAAGAACUCGACGUGAAAGUGUUUUGUACGCAGCACCAUUAUUUGCUCUCUCAUUUCUCGUUCCAUGGUUUCCAUGGGGAGAUCCAGAGACGCUGCAGCCAUGGGUUACUGGAAUUCAUCUGAUAACUGCUUUAUGCUUCUGGGACACAAUGUAUACAUACGUCGGUUUGGCUGCGUGCUGUUUAUUCACGGAACUGGCGUCUGAUAAUGAAGCAAGACUUAAAAUGAUAAGGUACAAUCAUAUAGGAUGUUUAGUGGGAUCAUCAAGUAUUUUUAUUUUGCAAUACAUGUCAAAUCAAUUAGAAAAUUUCCAAGCUUUCCAAGUAGGUUGUGUUGGUGUUGCAGUUUUAAGUUGUUUGUUACAUAUUUAUUGCGGCAAAUAUGCACAUACUGAAAGAGAAAUUCAACAAGAAAAAGACGUAAAAUGUGGGAAACCUAAAGUUAUAAAAUCACAAGAAUACUCCUAUUUUACACUUACCAAGCAAAUACUAUUUAACAGGGACUUUCUUGCUUUUGUUAUAACGAACUUUUUUCAAGAAUUUCAUAGGACUUUCUUAUCGAACUUUUUUGCAAUAUUUGCGGACCAGUUGAUAGUAAAAGGAGCCAUUCCAUCAUUUGUACGGAGCUUGUUUUAUGGAGCCAGUUCUGCUGUUCCAAAGAUGGUAGUGAUAUUAGGAACUGGUGUUGUGGGCAGGUUUGGAUAUUUUAAAGUGAUACGUUACAGUCAAGUGUUUAUGAUGGUGUAUGGAUUGUUUUAUUUCAUGAUAGGAAUGGGCAACCACUGGUGGCUUAUGUUGUUUAUGUUGACAGAAAGCAUUUUUGCAGACGGUAUUUUUUCACUGUUCAAUCUUCCACUCUCUGAUAUAGCCGACAAUGAUUUGGCACGAUACAACCGAAGACAUCCGGUAACCUCGAUGGUUUACGGUAUGAACGCCCUGGUGGUGAAACCUGCUAUAUCCUUAAGUCCUAUGUUAGUUGUUAAAGUACUUAACACCUAUGGAUACGACCAUUUAAAAGACGGAACACUAACUGCCACAGAUGUCCGAGAACUUAGCAGCGUGAUGUUUAACUUAUUAUGUCUUUUUCCAUGUGUUAUUGGAUUUAUUCAGUUUUGUUCAUGGUCAUUUUAUUCUAUCAGAGGAAAGAAACCUGUAGAAAUCACGUGUGUAGUUUUAGCAGGUGGAAAUGAAUGCUCUACUUAAAAUGCAAAAUUUAAAUGUGUUAAAACUAUGAAACAAUCAAUGUGUUAAAAUAUGAAACAAUCAAUGUGUUAAACUAUGAAACAAUCAAUGUGUUAAACUAUGAAACAAUCAAUGUGUUUAACUAUGGAAAAAAACAGUGUGUUAAACUAUGAAACAAUCAAUGUGUUAAAAUAUGAAACAAUCAUUGAAUGUGUUAAAAUAUGAAACAAUCAAUGUGUUAAAAUAUGAAACAAUCAAUGUGUUAAACUAUGAAAUAAUCUUAAAAUCAUAGGCUUUUAUUUGUUCUGGUGUUAAACAUAACUUAUUUGGUUAAAUGCUAAUCUAAGUAUAUUAAUUAAAUGAAAUGAAUACUAUGUUUCAUGCAUGAUUUUUUGGAUAAGAUAUUGUAAUUAUUGCUGUUACUUUUUUCUGCUGUUUCUUUGUUUAUUGGCUGAUGAUUCUUUGUUAGUUGGCUACAGUAGCU